AUGUCAGCGCGCUGGUACUUUGGUAUCACGAACAACAGCGGCGUUUCAGUUGAGUCCCUGGGCACAAGGACUUUCAUAACCCUUCCCAAUGACCUGACCAUUGUGGCUCGCGGACCUGUGUCCUUUACAUCCACUCCCGGUCGUCAUCGAGAUCGUCCAGGCCCUCGGGCUCCGAUACACGCACACCCAAAUCACGAGAAUCAGACACGAUCACGAAUUUGGAACGGGAGGCGAGAUUGGCGCAGAGGCCGACGCGGGGGUCGCUACGGAGGAGCUGGUAGACAUGGCAGACAGCAACGAGGAGAAAGACACGGAGAUGGCCUCAGCUUGGAAGAGAGAAUUACGCUCCCUAACGGCCAUGCAGAGGCUCAUGUCAUUGCCAAUGCAAUGGCUGUCAGCCACAAUGCCGCUCCGUACCAGAACACUCAUACGAGUACAGCCACCACCCGCCUAAAUGGCUCCGUCACGUUCCUUGAUACGCGUUCAGAUGCUAUGUUCAUUGACCGGAACGUCCCUGCGACGUCCGGAAACGCGAACACAAAUGGGAUGAGCAACAACAACGACCCUGCUACGACAGAUGCCGCGGCUACACGCCCUCGAACCUCUACUACUGGCGGCUUGGUCUACGAUCCCGUGCAAAUGAGCUAUCAAAGAUCUGACGCGGGAGAAUCCCACAUGUCCUGGGACGUGACAUCUAAUAACGAGAACACGGUGGGUAACAACCAGGCCGAGGGGCAGGAUGAUGACUACCUUUUGUUCAGGUUCAGUCCUAAUAGCCACAGCGAGAUUAUCACCCCCUCUACUCUUCAUCCUAUCCCUGAUCUACCCGAUAGCGCCGAAGUAUUCCUGGAUAAUCCCCGCCUGGUGAAUGGGGUGUCGCCUACGGAUGGAACGCUACUACGGCGGCCAUUUAUUGCAGACGAAGCUAGCAGUAUCUCUCUCUAA
Aspergillus mulundensis is the source of this 945-nucleotide messenger RNA. RefSeq lists its product as uncharacterized. The transcript has 3 exons. NCBI's taxonomy places the organism in Eukaryota, Fungi, Ascomycota, Eurotiomycetes, Eurotiales, Aspergillaceae. Bases 1 to 945 code for a protein of 314 amino acids. The record is from RefSeq and is a predicted model, not a curated record.